GGCCCACGCCGGGGGAAGGCGCAGCCGAGGCGGCCGGGCGGGGCGCGGUGGCGGCGGGGCCGAGCUCCGAGCUCCGCCCGCUCCGCUCCGUCACUACGCGGCGCCGCGGCGGCCGGCCAGGGUCCGCCAUGGCCUCGGGUGGGGGGGUGGCCGCGGCCCGCGCCGCCGAGGAGCCGCCGCCGUCCGAGCCGCCCGCCGAGCAGAAGCCGCCGCCGCCACCGCAGCCGCCGCCGGCGCAGGAGUUCUCGUUCCUGCCGCUCGUCCACGACAUCAUCAAAUGCAUGGACAAGGACAGCCAGGAUGUUCACCAGGUGCUGAAUGAGCUCAAGAACAAGUUCCAGGAGAUGAGGAAGCUGAUCAGCUCCAUGCCCGGCAUCAGUGUGAGCCCAGAGCAGCAGCAGCAGCAGCUGCAGAACCUGCGGGAGCAGGUCCGGACCAAAAACGAACUGCUGCAGAAGUACAAGAGCCUUUGUAUGUUUGAAAUCCCCAAGGAGUAGGAAGGGUGCAGCUCUACUCUCAGGUCUGAGAUACCUCUAUCCUGGCUGAACAGGAGAAAUAAAGGUGGCAGAAGUUUA
Molecule: messenger RNA, 575 nt
Organism: Strigops habroptila (Kakapo)
Lineage: Eukaryota; Metazoa; Chordata; Aves; Psittaciformes; Psittacidae
Gene: MED9
Product: mediator complex subunit 9
Exons: 2
Coding region: 129-497 (122 amino acids)
Biological process (GO): regulation of transcription by RNA polymerase II
Cellular component (GO): mediator complex
Molecular function (GO): transcription coregulator activity
Source: RefSeq, a predicted model, not a curated record